CCCGCUCUCUGUCUGACAGGAAGAACCAGCGGAUCUUUGUGCGCAUGCGCCAGAUUCUCGCUGCAGAUUUUCCCCAAAAAAAACAAUAAUUUCUUCUUCUGAGUGACACUUUAUGGCCAAAUACAUGAGGCCCCCAAACACGUCUUUGUUCGUCAGAAACAUCUCCGAUGAAUCCAGAAAAUGUAAAAGCAUCCAGUUGUGGAACCGGCCACAAAGAGUAACAAAGACCCGUGUAGAGUAGCUGUAAAGACAAGUCACACAGACCUUCAGGAUCAGAGGGAGGGAAAAGGUUGAAAAGAGAAAGUAAAGCAUGAAGAGGAAAAGGGAACGGAGACAAAGCCUGGAUAUGGCGGCAAAGAAUUGGGAAAAGAAAAGAGGUUUAAGAGGAAAAGGCAAGCAGGAAACCCGAGUCUCUGUGGGAGUCGAUUAAAGAGUGUAAAGAUCAAGAUGAAGUUCAAAGUCAAGCAUGGGCAAAGCAUAUUUGAGGAUGUGCGUGAUGCAGAAGAUGCUCUUCACAGCCUGGACAGGAAGUGGGUUUGCGGUCGGCAGAUUGAAAUCCAGUUUGCACAGGGUGACAGAAAGACACCAAAUCAGAUGAAGUCAAAGGAACGCCAUUCUCCAGGCAGAUCGUCUCGAUACGACGACCACGAUCGAGACGGCAGGCGCAGACGUUCGCGCAGCCGCAGCUACGACAGAUACAGAUCACGCAGCCCUUCUUAUGAUCGCCAUCGUAGACGGUCCGAGAGUCCUCGCGAGUCUCGUGGGUGGGUGUAUGGAGGGAGAAGCAGGAGUCGCGAGGAUGACGGGUACUGCUGGUCUUUGACUGGAUACAGGCCGAGGGCUCGGAGAGAGUCCAGAGGGAGAUCACGAUCCCGCUCCAAAUCCGCAUCGCCACGAGAAAACGUCAACCCAGCGUCGACUUCCCGUUACACGGAGGAAGUGCGACGGACACACUCCCCAUCCCGCUCCAGGUCCCGGUCCGCAUCAAGAUCACGCUCCCAUUCACGUUCACGGUCCCGAUCCUGGGCUGGCCGCAAGUCGGGAGGACGCUAGAAAAGCAGCCGCUCCCCCCCCUUCUAUCCGUCGUUAUGUCAGAUGCACCAGAGUUGGUUCAUUUGUCAAGAAAUGUUUGUUUUGACAUGAAUGUAACGUCCACUGAACCAUUUGUAGAAAGCUUGUUUUGCAGCUCCAUUUGAAGAACAAUGCUGGUCCUUUUGCUUGGUUUUCUAAAAUUGUAUUGGUGAGAUUUCCCCCGAUUAGAAAUAUGAAACAGUCAGCGGUUUCUGUGUUCAGUGGUAGUCGGCCAGGAAUAAUUGUCUUUUUUAAUAUGCGGUUACUGAUCAUUUUGUUUUCUAAACCCUAUGCACCCAUUUUUGCAAAAAAAAAAGAAAACAUUCAGUAUUUUAAAAUGAAUCCAGUCCGUUGGCGAACCAAACCAACGUUUCUGUGUGUUUUAUCACAUUUAUAACAAAUCAGGUACUUUUUACUCUACUGCUGACCUUUCUCCACAGAUUUCUCUUCCCUUCUUUCAGCCACAGGUGUCUUUUGAUAUUCAAAAAUAUAAAACUUGCUUUACAUAAUCUGUCACAGUGAACAUUACGGAGAUGCUCAUCAAGCUAUAUUGUCAAGUAGCAGACUGAAUUGAAAAGUGCACUGCAUUAUCCUGCAACUAUAACGCAACUAAAAAAAACAAAAACAGAUGAAAAUUAGUCCGUGGCAGCCUCAAAGAAAAACAUGACCACAGGUAAAGGAUAUGAUCUGUUUUGGAAGAUGAUCAGCAGUAGCACCAUGUAUGAGUAUUGAGGCUAAAAUACACAGAAACGCUGCCGUGGUCCGUAAGUGUUAAGAUGUUGUCGACCAGUGACUUAAAACCACAAACUGUUUUAAAAUGUACAUUAAUCUGUUUUAAUUUGUGGCGUUUUAUGUCAGAUUAGACCUUUUUUUUUUCAAAAGGUAUUUUAUUUUUGGAACAUUUCUCCAAAGUUUGGUUGUGAGAUGAGGAGGAACAAAACUCUCUUGUUGGUGUUUACACGACUGUGUUGAUGGUUUUUCAGAUUGAAUCUUGUCACUGCAUGUUUUAUUCUAAUCUUCUAUUCUUAGUAGGAAGAAACUGUUAUUUUGAGUAAUAAAUGGAUAACAUUCAGUAUAAGGAAA
Molecule: messenger RNA, 2154 nt
Organism: Sebastes umbrosus (honeycomb rockfish)
Lineage: Eukaryota; Metazoa; Chordata; Actinopteri; Perciformes; Sebastidae
Product: serine/arginine-rich splicing factor 10-like
Exons: 6
Coding region: 448-1053 (201 amino acids)
Molecular function (GO): RNA binding
Source: RefSeq, a predicted model, not a curated record